Dendrobium catenatum is the source of this 902-nucleotide messenger RNA. RefSeq names its product photosystem II stability/assembly factor HCF136, chloroplastic. The coding region runs from base 96 to 887 and encodes 263 amino acids. The record is from RefSeq and is a predicted model, not a curated record. The transcript is spliced from 3 exons. NCBI's taxonomy places the organism in Eukaryota, Viridiplantae, Streptophyta, Magnoliopsida, Asparagales, Orchidaceae. Gene Ontology annotation, molecular function: protein binding.
AAUUUAGAUAAUAUAUGAGCAUGGUUAUCUGAGAAUCGCCACGAAGUGGGAUAAGAGGCUUCUUGGAAGGCCGGGAAGAGGGAAGCAAGCAUUCAAUGGGUAGUACCCUGCUCACUGAUUCCAUCAUCUUUCCCCAUCUACGACGCACCCUCUGUACUUCCUUUUUCGACUCUACUCACGUAGGUGGAUAUCGAUCACUGCGCCCUCGAUUCCUCUACAAGGCUUGCAUCUCUUCCAACACCGACUUAUCCGACUCAGUGGCUCGCCGAAAGAUCAUUACUUAUACCGCCGCCAUUUCCCUCUCCCUCGCUCCAAUUCCCAGAGUCCAACAACCGGCCAAGUCUGAAGAGUCUGUCCUCUCCGAGUGGGAGCGGGUCUACCUACCCAUCGACCCCGGCGUCGUCCUCCUCGAUGUUGCCUUUGUUCCGGAUGACCUCAACCACGGCUUUCUUUUGGGGACGAGGCAAACUAUAUUGGAGACGAAAGAUGGAGGAAACGCAUGGUUCCCACGCUCCAUACCGUCAGCUGAAGAUGAAGAUUUCAAUUACAGAUUCAAUUCAAUAAGUUUCAGAGGGAAAGAAGGUUGGAUUGUUGGAAAACCUGCAAUCUUACUUUACACAUCAGAUGCUGGAGAAAGUUGGGAAAGGAUACCUCUGAGUUCCCAACUUCCUGGAGAUAUGGUUUACAUCAAAGCAACUGACGAAAAAAGUGCUGAGAUGGUCACAGAUCAAGGGGCAAUCUAUACUACUUCAAACCGUGGGUACAACUGGAGAGCUGCGGUUCAGGAGACUGUAUCUGCUACUCUUAACAGGCAUGCUCAUAUUUUCAUACUCGCAGAAUCUCAUAUACCAUCAUUUAUUGAAGAAUUUCAGAAUAUACCUUGCUGAUUGUUCACUGUAUUU